AUGGAGGAUCCGGAAAUUCCAGGUGGAUCCUCCAUGGAACUUCCGACAAAGUUAUGUUCUGACUUGUUCACUUGGCGAGGCCGUCAAUCUGUGGAGGACAUUGCGGCGAUUGAUGCUAGUUGGUUGUCUCACUUGCCUGGCCUGAUGUUUAAGAGACUUGAUUGGCCGUUGAUUUCUGCUUUUGUUGAGAGGUGGCAGCCAGAUACGAACACCUUUCACAUGUCAUUUGGGGAGAUUACGAUCUUGCUGCACGACGUGUACAACAUACUUGGGUUACGGGUUGCAGGCAAUAUGGUGUCCACUACUCCUAGCACGGACGUGUUACGGGACGCGUGCUCGGUCACCAUGGAUAUGACUCCAGAUGAUCUGUCUGAGGUUUGCGGCACAAAGACCAUUUGGCAGGGUAGUGGGGUGUUGACUGAUAAGAUUUUAGAGUCGACAUUGGCGGUCGACCGGGAUUUUAGUGAGCAGCUUGAUGCAUACUUGUGGUUAGUGCUUGGAGGUACACUGUUUGUAGACAAGAGUGGUAACCGUACGCAUCCUUCCUUCCUUCACGAGCUAUGUCACACGGAUGUCCCUAUUAACGAGUAUGCUUGGGGAACAGCUGCACUAGCCUACUUGUAUCGGCAACUGGGCACGGCAUCACGGAAAGGUGCUGAUUCGAUUGCUGGUUGUCUCACGCUUCUGCAAGCGUGGAUUUACGUGAUUCGACGAGCUACAUCAUCCAAAACAAUCAUUGGGUGGUUAUGUGUCCCGGUGUGA
This is a messenger RNA of Chenopodium quinoa (quinoa), 762 nucleotides long. RefSeq names its product protein MAIN-LIKE 2-like. Gene Ontology annotation, biological process: meristem development; meristem maintenance. The record is from RefSeq and is a predicted model, not a curated record. The transcript has a single exon. The coding region runs from base 1 to 762 and encodes 253 amino acids. NCBI's taxonomy places the organism in Eukaryota, Viridiplantae, Streptophyta, Magnoliopsida, Caryophyllales, Amaranthaceae.